Messenger RNA from Colossoma macropomum (tambaqui), 3014 nucleotides. Its product is annotated as scavenger receptor cysteine-rich type 1 protein M130-like. Gene Ontology annotation, cellular component: membrane. The transcript has 13 exons. The record is from RefSeq and is a predicted model, not a curated record. Lineage: Eukaryota; Metazoa; Chordata; Actinopteri; Characiformes; Serrasalmidae. The coding region runs from base 48 to 2798 and encodes 916 amino acids.
CUUGUUCUGCUGCUGAGUUGAACGGACUGUGUGCAAGUCAGAGGGAGAUGGACAGCUGUGUGGCUCUCAUUCUUCUGUCCUCCACAAUCAUCACACUCACGACAUCUGACAGUGUGAGGUUGGUAAAUGGAGGCCGUCACUGUGCUGGGAGAGUAGAGGUUCUUCAUGAUGAUCAGUGGGGAACAGUGUGUAGUGAUGACUGGGAUAUGAAUGAUGCUGCAGUGGUGUGUGGAGAGCUGGGCUGUGGAGAGGCUGUAGCUGCACUGAGUGAUGCUCACUUUGGACCAGGAUCAGGACAAAUCUGGAUGGAUGAUGUGGACUGUAAUGGAUCAGAGUCUACACUGGAGCAUUGUAGUUCAGGAGGAUGGGGGGUAUCUGACUGUAAUCAUUAUGAAGAUGCUGGAGUCAUCUGCUCAGGUCGCAUCUCCAGAUUGACUGAUGGUCCUCAUCUGUGCUCUGGGAGAGUGGAGGUGUUUCGUGGAGGGACCUGGUCCACAGUGUGUGAUACUGGCUUUGACCAGCAGGAUGCAGAGGUUGUGUGUCGAGAGCUGGGCUGUGGGCUUCCUGUGAAGGUGCUGGGAGCAGCUGCUUUUGGCAGAGGGGAGGGUCAGGUGUGGUUAGAGGAGCUUCAGUGUAGAGGGAACGAAUCUGAGAUUUCCUUCUGUCCAACAUCAUCUUCACUCAAACACAACUGCUCCCAUGACAGUGAUGUGGGACUGGUGUGCUCUGGUCACACAGGGGCUCGGCUGGUGAGCGACUCUGACUCCUGUUCUGGUCGAGUGGAGCUGCAGUACCUCAGUGAGUGGGGCACAGUGUGUGAUGUAAGCUGGGAUAUGAGAGCUGCCAGUGUCCUCUGUGGUCAGUUGAAAUGUGGGAGUGCUGUGGCUGUGUUGGGGUCAGACUGGUUUGGGGAGGGGAGUGGCCAGAUCUGGGCUGAUGUGUUUGACUGUCAGGGGAACGAAAAACAUCUGUCAAAAUGUCCAAUUUCAUCAUGGAGUCGAACUGCAUGCUCUCAUAAACAGGAUGCUGGAGUCAUCUGCAGUGAUUCCUCUCUGGCAUUUCAUGAGGGGCGAGUGCGGUUGUCUGGAGGGAUGGAGUGUGAGGGGGAGGUGGAGGUGUACUUCAGGCAGGACUGGAGGAGAGUUCUGCUGGACUCCUGGAGUGAGUCUGAGGCCUCUGUGGUCUGCAGACAACUGGGCUGUGGCUCUGUGUUUAACUUCUCCAGCUCCUCUCCAUCCAGUCACAGACACAUGUGUGUGACGAGUUUCAGUUGUUCUGGGAGUGAAGCUCAUCUGGGGAACUGUGGCAGUGCAAAAGUUAUGGAGAGUUCCUGCAGUUCAGGAGAACAGCUUUCAAUCACCUGCUCUGGUAAAUUUAAUUCAGCUCACAGCUCCAUUAGGCUGGUUGGUUCCGGGGGAGACUGUGCAGGAAGAUUGGAGGUUUUCCACAGCGGCUCAUGGGGGACGGUGAGUGAUGACUUGUGGGAUAUUAAGGAUGCGCAGGUGGUCUGCAGACAGCUGCAGUGUGGAGUGGCCCUCAGUGCUCCUGUACCAGCCCGGUUUGGACCUGCAACUGGACCCAUCUGGCUGAAUGAGGUGGAGUGUGCGGGGAACGAGGCGUCCCUGUGGAACUGCAGAUUUCAGCUGUGUGGACAGGAUGAAUGUGGACACGAGGAGGAUGUAGGAGUCGUGUGUUCAGAGUUUAAAGAGAUCAGACUCACUGAGGGCUGUGAGGGGAAUCUGGAAGUGUUCUACAAUGGAACCUGGGGUAAUGUGUGUUUAAAUGGGAUGGAUGAAGAAACAGUGAGUUUAAUCUGUCAAGAGCUGAACUGUGGAAGAUCUGGCAGUGAGAGACCUGCCAAAGCAAGAGUGGAAUCAGCUCCUAACUGGCUGGAUGAUCUGAAAUGUAGGAGUCAUGACUCCACUCUGUGGCACUGUCCAUCUUCACCCUGGAGACAGAACUACUGUGAUAAAAACAGUGAGGUGGCUCACAUUACCUGCUCAUGUCAUCUGAAAUGCUUCUCAUCAUCUUCCCAUCAGAGACAGUGCUCAAAUCACCUGCCUCUCAGGCUGAGGGGAGGAAAUGGAAGCUGCUCUGGGAGGCUGGAGGUGUAUCAUAACACUGAGUGGGGCUCUGUCUGUGAUGAUCUGUGGGACAUCAAGGGCGCUCAGGUGGUCUGCAGACAGCUGGGCUGUGGGCCGGCGCUGAGUGCUAAUGGGAGUGCUGUCUUUGGUGCUGGUGAAGGGAAUAUCUGGCUGAACAGAGUGAAGUGUAGAGGGAAUGAGAUUCACCUGUGGGACUGUCCUCAUUCCCUGAAGAACCACACUGACUGCUCCCACCGGCAGGACGCUGGAGUCACCUGUGCAGUUGGUCAGAGAGCAAAGCCAACAACCACUCCAUCACCAGCUGUACCAUCUGUCUAUCCAGUGUCUCUCCUGGUUCUGGGAGCGGUGCUCUUCCUGGCCUUAGUGCUUCUGGUUGUGCUGUUUUACCGGAACAGAGUGCUCAGGAGAGUGCCCUCUAAGAAGGGGCAGAAUGCUGUCUAUGAAGGCCUGAGUAGAGGGACAGAGGAUGUCUAUGAGGAGAUUGACCACAGAUUCAACACUAAAGGAACAACUAUCUCAACACAAAAGGAAGACAUGACAGAUAACUAUGAUGAUGCUGUUGCUGUUGGACCAAACUCCAACAUUAUGACAGUGCACACACCAGAGGACUAUGAUGACGUCAUCACAGCUGAACAGGAUGUAGGAGGGAUAAAAGAUUAUGAUGACGUGGGGGGGGGGCUCAGACAGAGAUGAAUCAUGAAACUGAGAUACCACAGCCAGUGUCUUAUCUCAGGAAAGUACAUUCAAACCUCUUCAAACGCAACAAGUAACUUUGUUUUGGAUCACAGUUCAGAAUGGAGCAGAAACACUUCAUUACAGAUUUGCUCUCAAACAAGAUAAAGUUUAUAUAUACAAAUAUUAAAUUUUUAACACUGUACUGUGAGUGAUAACAGACUUAGUCAGCUAGAA